UCCGAUUUUUUCCUCUUAAUCUUCAUUGGACUCAUACAGAGCCAAAUAAAAAAUUUUCUUUUACAAAAAUUCAAGGUUUCUCGCAUUGCCGGUAUUCUAGCAGCCAAACAAACUUUUCAAUUAAUUCCUUUAUGUCAUCAAAUACCUUUAACUUCAAUUCGUAUAUAUUUUAAAAUUGAUAGACCAAACAAUAAAAUAAUUGUUUUGUCUCGCGCAAAAGCUGUAGAGGCUAAAACUGGGGUAGAAAUGGAAGCAAUGGUUGGAUGUUCUUUGGCAGCGCUAACAAUUUAUGAUAUGACAAAAUCUUCAAGUCUUGGAAUUAAAAUUGAAAGUAUUGAAUUGUUAGGCAAAAAGGGAGGGAAAAGGGAUUUUGGACAAACAGAAAUUGAGGAAAAUGAAGAAAAAGAAUUUAUUUAA
Meloidogyne enterolobii is the source of this 417-nucleotide messenger RNA. The record is from the annotation of a GenBank genome assembly. Lineage: Eukaryota; Metazoa; Nematoda; Chromadorea; Rhabditida; Meloidogynidae.